This is a messenger RNA of Staurois parvus, 405 nucleotides long. NCBI's taxonomy places the organism in Eukaryota, Metazoa, Chordata, Amphibia, Anura, Ranidae. The record is from the annotation of a GenBank genome assembly.
AUGUAUACACACACAGGCACGUAUAGACACGCACACACACAAACACACACACACACGUACAUACACACACAUACAUGUACAUAGACGCAGACACAUGUACAGAUACACACAUGUACAUGCAUACACAGACACACACACCCCUAUAAAAAGUUGCAGUACUUCGUUGUUCACUCACAGAGCCGGGUACUGCACUCUAGGGGGAGGCAGAGAGCACAGCACAUUCUCCUUCCUUUGCUUUCACUGCGCUCAGCUAUUGAGCAGUCUGACGGCUACAUUGCCAAUGACAGAUUCGGUCUGAGCCUGCUCAGCAAGACGGCCCUGGGGAACACACUCGCCCCCACCAUAAUUUCCACUCGCCAUUGGCGAGCAGGCGAGUGGAAAUAUCAAGGCCUGCUUUAAAUCAAU